Dreissena polymorpha is the source of this 2013-nucleotide messenger RNA. RefSeq lists its product as uncharacterized. NCBI's taxonomy places the organism in Eukaryota, Metazoa, Mollusca, Bivalvia, Myida, Dreissenidae. Bases 211 to 1635 code for a protein of 474 amino acids. The record is from RefSeq and is a predicted model, not a curated record. The transcript has 10 exons.
AUUUAUGGCUUCGUCUAAUUGACACACAGUUGCAACCGUCAAUGUUAACCCGUAGUUAUCAGUUUUAACAAGAUUAUAUUACCGACGAAAAAUGCAUGGUAACAAAGCCAUGUAAAUCACGAUGUUGAAAGUGAAAGAUAACAACUGCGUUGUUGAACCAAAUUGAGUUCCUCAUUCAGUCACAUUGAAUAUCAAAGAACGAUGUGAAUAAUGUGGUUUUACAAAAGUACGUUUGUUUUGAUACUGGCUGGUGUUACAAUAAACGUGUCAGCAGACUACUUUUUAAGCAAUGGUUCUACCGAUUGGGGAUUGGCUAACUGCAGUCUUGCAGAACCAAAACUUAGUUAUAUCGAUGAUUCUUUUCAAAUCAAUGAAACUCUUGGUGUUCAUAACAACGUUUCUGAGGUCUGGAUUGGCUUUCAACAAGCAAAGAUCCCGUUUCUAUUCAUUGGUUGUGGAGAACUGAAUACCAAUUUUACAUACAACGUAACUACAAUAGGGUUUUGCUACAACCUCUGUGGUGGUUUCUUCGGAAUAAAGGCACUAGACGACGUUGUUCUUUCUAAAUCGACUCUAGAAUGUAAAUGCCCAAACGGGUCUUCGGCUACAAAUUCACAAAAUUGCAUACCUUCAGCAAAUAACAUGUGCGGGAAAAAAUGUUAUUCUAUUUAUGGUCAGUUUAACUUAAAUGAAUCAUAUGUCACAAAUCCGAAAAAUGCAACAGAAGAUUGUCUUACAUACUACUAUCCUUAUUUCCGAUGGGAACCGUGCAAAAUGGCAGAAUAUAAAAAAGUAAUGUGUAGCAAUUACAUAUACGAAGACGUGAAAUCAACGGCCUUAAUUGUAUCCAAAAUGGCGACAUCAUGGGUUGAAGGCAUGGCAUUAUGCAUAAAAGAAGGCCUCUAUCCAGCAUCCCCACGCAGUAUCAUGAAUAGCGGUUUUAAUUCGACACACUUACAGUAUUACUGGACAGGAGUUAUCAGAGCAAACACGUUGCUCCCGAAAUAUCCCAUCGGAGAUCUCACGCUGUAUCAAGAUGUACGCUAUGCGUUCCUGACAACAAAUAACAUGACUAUGCAGUUCGCAACACAAGGAAGCAAACGUGCUCUUUGUGAAACAGAAACCAGCUCAAUAUCACCUUCGACGUUCUCCGUUCAACCUGCCAAUACAUCAACACAAUUUUCAUCGACUACUGGUCUCACAACAGUUCCGACAUGUGAAACUAAACAAGAUACGCAGGAUCAGGUACACCAAUCCAAAACAUCAAACAGAGACUUUCUGGCUAUAGGAGUGGGCAUUGGAAUUCCAAUCGGAAUCAUUUUAGCAGUUGGAGGUGUAGUUGCCAUGGGUUGUCUCAGAAAAAGAGGAGUUUUAUCAUGUGGGAAGAUCAAAUUGACAGAUGGCCAAUCAAACGAAAGACAAGAAAUGAAUUAUGAAGACAUGGUUGAAAGAAAUGAAAGAAAUGAGAGUUACUGCGUGCUUGACGGAAAUGUUGAUUCUGAGGAACGAACUGUUAGCUAUGUUAAUCAACAAAACGAUUUGAACGGCACAUACAAUAGUUCAAGUUAUUACAAGAGUUACUACGUGCUUGGCAGAAUUGUUGAUUCUGAUGAAGGAACGGUGGGCAUAAUUUAAUCCACAGAACGAUUUGAACGGCACAGACAAUACUAAAAGUUAUUAAAAUACGAGUUCUUUUUUAACAUACCAUGAACUUUGGUUAUUACUUCAAUAAUAUAACAAAAACAUAGAUUUAAUGUUAGAGAUUACAUAAUUGAAAACAAUUAAUACAAGUAUACAUGUUAUGAAUUAAUUGAAACGAACCACAGUAACAUGCUGCUUUGUAACAUAAUUAAUCGCAUUGUGUUUCUAUUCGCGGUGUUAAUAUGUUUAUUUCAAAGGACUUUGUUCUAGUUUGGAAACAAAAGGCCUUAAAGUGUUCCCAUACUGAUAUUUUUUAGGUAUUCCAGUUGUCAAUAUUUCGUAGCUUAUCUGUUAAAUAAAAAAACAACUGUG